Molecule: messenger RNA, 1306 nt
Organism: Podarcis raffonei (Aeolian wall lizard)
Lineage: Eukaryota; Metazoa; Chordata; Lepidosauria; Squamata; Lacertidae
Product: CD209 antigen-like protein C
Exons: 7
Coding region: 403-1191 (262 amino acids)
Biological process (GO): biological process involved in interspecies interaction between organisms
Cellular component (GO): external side of plasma membrane
Molecular function (GO): carbohydrate binding
Source: RefSeq, a predicted model, not a curated record
AAGAGCUUAUUUAUUUUCAUCUGUGAAACUCUGCAAGCUCUGCAGUUUCACAAGAGCUUUAUUGCAGAUGUUGAGUUCCACCCCAUCGUUUCCGGCCAUCUUUUCAGAGGAGGAUGGGAGUCCAGCAACUGCAUCCCGCAGGAGGACUGUAGGUGUGUGUUUGGUCCCUCACCUCACCCCCAGCCCCAUAUUAUGGAUUAAAUUCAACCUUCACACAACAGGAAGCCACUGUGGACUCUGGGGCACUGAGAAGCAGAGAGGAAGCAGGAUGUUGACAAGCCCAUUCUUGCAAAAGAUGCCUUGCACCAGACUUCGCAUUGGGCACCGGCAAUUGACCUUACGACUCCUUAGGUUCCUAGUACCGGACCCAGGACUGGCUCGCAGGAUUGCGUUGCCACAGCCAUGGCCCCCAAGAAACCACCAGCACCAGCAAAGGCGGCGGCACCACCACCACCAGCAGCACCAGAACAUCCUGGCAUGACACCGCAACGUUUAAAGAUGAUAUGGAUGUGCAUUGGUGGGACGGUAUUGGUCUUCGGUACCAUAGCUGCAGUGAUGGGCUAUCUCUAUAGCAAUAUGCUAGCGGAACCACCCCAUCACCUCGAACCGUCGUUGAACAGGCUCAGAAGCUCAAUGGCCGCUUCGUACAGACGCCCUAAGCUCAAUUACGGAAAUGCCAUAAAGGUAUCAGAUUUUGCUUUGACGUUGAUGGACACAUUGAAAAGCAACCAGCAUGAAUAUGCAGAGCAGAAGAAAAACUACCAAAAUCUCUACAAGAAAGAUACUAAAGCCAGAUCUGCUGGUACCUGGGAUACUUUUGGGAGGAAUCUCUACUAUGUUUCAAAAGGAAGAAAGACCUGGUAUGAUGCAGAGAACUUCUGUGUGUCCAGAGAUUCCCACCUGGCCUCCGUUUUAAGUGAUGAAGAACAGAAUUACAUCACUUCUCAGCUCAAAGAGCCCGCCUGGAUUGGUUUUACAGAUGAAAAGGAGGAAGGCAAAUGGGAAUGGACAGAUGGCUCCAGGGUAACAAAACAGUAUUGGCACGAGGAAAACACUUACUUCACAGAAAGCAAGAGAAGACUGGAGAAGGACUGCACAUCCAUAGUGCCUUCGCUGGCUGGAAACAAUUGGCGCGAUACCUAUUGCCACGAACUACGGAACUGGGUUUGUAAGGAGAGCGUAGAAAUUUAAGCUGGCAAAACCUGAGCCAACACGUGACUGAAGACAGAAUGGGUUUCAUCCCAUGGUUCAACUUCAGGAGAAGUCUGCUUAGAAAGAAUGAACAGAAAUAUACUAUUCCACGCAA